This is a messenger RNA of Xenia sp. Carnegie-2017, 2374 nucleotides long. RefSeq lists its product as uncharacterized. The record is from RefSeq and is a predicted model, not a curated record. The transcript is spliced from 3 exons. Bases 113 to 2110 code for a protein of 665 amino acids. Lineage: Eukaryota; Metazoa; Cnidaria; Anthozoa; Malacalcyonacea; Xeniidae.
AAAAGAUUGAUGUUACAAUAAGGUACGUAACAUGUAAAGAACUAAAGCAAGCAUAAUUUUGUCCACACGAUCGUCGUAUAUGAAGUCUUAAUUCUAAACCAAAGAAUAAAAAAUGGCUUCACCACCUAAAAAAUUAAAGAUUGAGGAAAAUGGAUCUCGUUUGAGUAAACUUUUAAUCAAUAAAGGAACCCAAGCCUUAAAAACAACAUUGCAAUCUUUAUUAAAGCCAUCAAGUUUAGCUGGUAAACUUAAAGAUCCCUCUACAAUGAAGACAUUAACAUCUUUGAAAUGUAAAGUCAUCAAGAAUGAGCAAUGGGAUCUACUUUACCCGUCGAUUGGUGACCCUGACAUUGAAAACUUUGACAUCAUAUUAUUGACUGUCUUAUUGCGAAAUAUAUGUGGUCUAACAGCAUCAACUACAGGAUGGGAUAAACUUCCUUCCUCUUUUGAUUCUUCAGUCUCAGCAAAUAUUGCAAGAAUAAAGUUUUAUCGAAAUAAAGUGUACGGCCACAUAACUACAACUAGUGUAGACGACAGUAAGUUUGAGUACUUGUGGCAGGAAAUUUCAAAAGCAUUGGUUGGUCUGGGUAUUCAAGAAACUGAAAUAGAUGAAUUAAAGAAAGCUCCCCUCAUAGCCGAUGAGGCAAAUUAUAUUGAAAUGUUAAAAGAUUGGUAUAAAACAGAAGAGCAGUUAAUCGAUGUCACUAAAAAAAUCAAAGAAUAUGUGAAAGUAACUAAUAGAAAUGUUGUAGAGAUGAAAAAAUUGUUAGAGGGCAAAACAUAUUCAGAUGUCGAGAAGCUUGGAAAGUGUAAUUUCUACGGUCUUAUUAAAGAACUUAACAAGAAAUACUUACCUGGCACUAGGCAAUGGUUAUUUGAAAAACUCAAAACUUGGUUUAACGAUAGAAGUGAAGAUGCUUCUAAUGUCAUGAUUUUGAUUGCCGGUCCAGGUGUUGGUAAAAGUGUGUUUGCUGCUGAGGUGUGUCGGCGAUAUUCUGAAAAGAAGAAACUUGCUGCUUCUCAUUUCUGUAGAUAUAAUCGAUCAGAUUAUAGAAAUCCUCGAAUGUUGAUAGAAUCAUUGGCUAGUAGCAUGUGUGAUACAAUAUCAGAGUUUAAAUCUAAACUGAAUGAAGAAUUACAUAGAAACCAUUCCAAAGAAUCGAUCACCUAUGCUUUCCGUGUUUUAUUAAAUAAUCCAUUGCAUUUGUUGGAAGAUCAUAAACCAAUGCUUUUGGUUAUUGAUGCCUUAGAUGAAAGCCAAGUUGAUGGCAAAAGUGAAUUGUUGGAAUUGAUUGCAGAAGAGUUUGACCGAUUGCCUAAAUGGAUUAAAAUCUUCAUCACCAGUCGUCCAGAACUUCCUGUUCAAAAGGAUUUGAAAGACAUGAAUCCUGUGGAGAUUACAACUCAUCCUCGUGAUGAAAACAACGAAGAAGACCUGCACAAGUAUUUAAGACAUCAGUUGAAUGAUUGUGUGCAGAGAAAUCGCUACCUUCUUCAGAAAUUAUUUGAAAAAUGUGAGGGAUCAUUUCUUUAUGCGCAUUACGCACAACUGAGCUUAAAGAAAGAGGAAAUUGAGCUUACAGAAGAGAAUAUUAAAUCAUUGGUCCCUAGUGGGUUAAGCGGUGUUUACACAAAGCAAUUCAAAACAGUAAAAAUAUUGCUGACAGAGAAAAGUCUUUCAACCGGAAAUUCAGUUAUUUCCGAAGUUAUUUUUAAGCAAUUUCUUGAAUUGUUGGCUGCCUGUCGGGAGUUUUUACCAUUAACUUUACUGUUUAGCUAUUUAGGUUUUUCUGGUGACAUCAAGUUUGAAUUCCGCAGUAAAAUCAUUGAACUGUUAUCUCAAAUUUUGCCAGUUUAUAAUGACUCUUUAACCGUGUAUCACAAAUCUCUAAAUGAUUGGUUGAAAUCAGAUGGUUACGAACAGCACGAGUUUACAGUUGAUCCAAAAAAUGGUCAUAAGUUCUUAUGGCAGGCUUGUGAGAAUGUGUUUGAACAAAUUAAGUGUAGGAACAUUUCAGAAGAUCAGAUGAACUCUGCUGUGAUUAAAUAUGCUUUGAUAAAUGGAGUCCACCAUCUGAUAGAAUGUAGCAAAAAUGUUGACUUUAGUUGAGCAGAAGAUGUCAAAGUGGUUGGUAGGAGGUCAAUAGAUGUGGAAGACAACGACAUGCAUACCAUUAGGUCUGAAUUACCAUUAGGUAUGGUUUUCCACUUUUAACGUGAUGUACUAAACUUUAUGGUUUCACUGUAUGCGUUUUCACUGUAUGCGAAUAUACUCUAAAGUAGUAAAUUCAAAAUGUUUUAUCACAACAAAAAAUUUUCUUCUCGGAAAUUGUUAUUUAUUUAUAGUGACUGUAUAGUACAUCUUUCAAAAUAG